GGGGGACAUGAGGUCGGAGAAGUCGCUGGCGCUGGCGGCGCCCGGGGAGGCGCCCGGGCCCGAGGGAGAGCAACAGGGUGCGGGCGACUUCCCGGAGGCCGUUGGCGGGGACGCGGGGGUCGCGGGGGCCGCGGGGGGCUGCUGCAGCAGCGAGCGGCUGGUGAUCAACAUCUCGGGGCUGCGCUUCGAGACGCAGCUGCGCACCCUGGCGCUGUUCCCCGACACGCUGCUGGGGGACCCGGGCCGCCGCGUCCGCUUCUUCGACCCGCUGCGCAACGAGUACUUCUUCGACCGCAACCGGCCCAGCUUCGAUGCCAUCCUCUACUACUACCAGUCCGGGGGCCGGCUGCGGCGGCCGGUCAACGUGCCGCUGGACAUCUUCCUGGAGGAGAUCCGCUUCUACCAGCUGGGGGACGAGGCGCUGGCCGCCUUCCGCGAGGACGAGGGCUGCCUGCCCGAGGGCGCGGACGACGAGAAGCCGCUGCCCGCGCCGCCCUUCCAGCGCCAGGUCUGGCUGCUCUUCGAGUACCCCGAGAGCUCGGGCCCCGCGCGGGGCAUCGCCAUCGUCUCGGUGCUGGUCAUCCUCAUCUCCAUCGUCAUCUUCUGCCUGGAGACGCUGCCCCAGUUCCGCGCCGACGGCCGAGGCGGCAACCACGGCGGCGUAGGGGGCGGCGGUGCCGGCGGCGGCGGCGGCCUGGGCGCAGGGGGCAGCGGGUCCCCGGGGGCCAGGGGCGCGCAGGAGGACGAGGAGGAGGACGACGACGCCUACGCGUUCCACUCCGGCGGCCUGUCGGCCGGGGACGUGGUGGCCGGCGGCUCCUCGUCGCUGAGUACCCUGGGGGGCUCCUUCUUCACCGACCCCUUCUUCCUGGUGGAGACGCUGUGCAUCGUCUGGUUCACCUUCGAGCUGCUCGUGCGCUUCUCCGCCUGCCCCAGCAAGCCCGCCUUCUUCCGCAACAUCAUGAACAUCAUCGACCUGGUGGCUAUCUUCCCCUACUUCAUCACCCUGGGCACCGAGCUGGUGCAGCAGCACGAGCAGCCCGCGGGCGGGGGCGGCCAGAACGGGCAGCAGGCCAUGUCGCUGGCCAUCCUGCGGGUCAUCCGCCUGGUGCGCGUGUUCCGCAUCUUCAAGCUCUCACGCCACUCCAAGGGGCUGCAGAUCCUGGGCAAGACGCUGCAGGCGUCCAUGCGCGAGCUGGGCCUGCUCAUCUUCUUCCUCUUCAUCGGCGUCAUCCUCUUCUCCAGCGCCGUCUACUUCGCCGAGGCCGACGACGACGACUCGCUCUUCCCCAGCAUCCCCGACGCCUUCUGGUGGGCGGUGGUCACCAUGACCACCGUGGGCUACGGGGACAUGUACCCCAUGACGGUGGGGGGCAAGAUCGUGGGCUCGCUGUGCGCCAUCGCGGGCGUCCUCACCAUCGCCCUGCCCGUGCCCGUCAUCGUGUCCAACUUCAACUACUUCUACCACCGCGAGACGGAGCAGGAGGAGCAAGGCCAGUACACGCACGUCACUUGCGGGCAGCCGGUGCCCGAUCUCAAGGCCACUGACAAUGGGCUGGGCAACAAGCCGGAGCUGUCCGAGGCGCCCCGGGACCGGAAAUCCAGCUACCUCCCCACGCCCCACCGGGGGUGCGCCUCGGAGAAGAGGAUGCUCACGGAGGUCUGA
This is a messenger RNA of Sorex fumeus (smoky shrew), 1666 nucleotides long. RefSeq names its product potassium voltage-gated channel subfamily A member 6 (gene KCNA6). The transcript has a single exon. The record is from RefSeq and is a predicted model, not a curated record. Gene Ontology annotation, biological process: protein homooligomerization; potassium ion transmembrane transport. Gene Ontology annotation, molecular function: protein binding; delayed rectifier potassium channel activity. Bases 8 to 1666 code for a protein of 552 amino acids. NCBI's taxonomy places the organism in Eukaryota, Metazoa, Chordata, Mammalia, Eulipotyphla, Soricidae. Gene Ontology annotation, cellular component: membrane; voltage-gated potassium channel complex.